Cladophialophora psammophila CBS 110553 is the source of this 693-nucleotide messenger RNA. RefSeq lists its product as uncharacterized. The record is from RefSeq and is a predicted model, not a curated record. Lineage: Eukaryota; Fungi; Ascomycota; Eurotiomycetes; Chaetothyriales; Herpotrichiellaceae. Gene Ontology annotation, cellular component: endoplasmic reticulum-Golgi intermediate compartment; COPII-coated ER to Golgi transport vesicle; endoplasmic reticulum. The coding region runs from base 1 to 693 and encodes 230 amino acids. The transcript is spliced from 3 exons. Gene Ontology annotation, biological process: endoplasmic reticulum to Golgi vesicle-mediated transport; Golgi organization; intracellular protein transport.
AUGAAAUCCUUCCUGGCGACUUUCGCCGCCCUCACAUUCUCCCUCAUUCCUUCAUCACAAGCCCUAUAUUUCUAUCUCGACGGCACAACGCCCAAGUGCUUUUAUGAGGAUUUGCCAAAGGGCACGCUCGUUGUCGGGACAUACAAAUCUGAAGCCUACUCCCCUCAGACUCAGACUUUCUCGGCCACCCCAGACCUCAACAUCCAUUUCACAGUCGAAGAGACCUUCGACAACGACCACCGCGUCGUAACCCAAACAACCCAAUCGUCGGACAAAAUGUCGAAAUUCACCUUCAGCGCCGCGGACUCGGGCCUGCACAGACUCUGCUUUACGCCUUCUGGACCUGCCGCGAUCAGUGUAAAUGGAUGGUUCGGAAACGGUGGAAAUGGAUUGGGAGGAGUCAAGCUCACCGUCGACAUGGCGAUCGGCGAAACGAGCAAAAUUGAGAGUGAGGACAAGGGGAAGAUUGAUACCAUUGUCGGCAAGGUGAGGGAAUUGAACGGGAGACUGCAAGAUAUUAGGAGGGAGCAGAAGUUUCAAAGAGAACGAGAAGCAGAAUUCCGCGACCAAAGCGAAGCCGUCAACGCGAGAAUUGUCCGUUGGACGUUGAUCCAGCUGGGCGUGUUGGGCGUCACCUGCGCAUGGCAGCUGUCACAUCUGAGAUCGUUCUUUAUCAAGCAGAAAUUGACAUAG